AUGCUUGUAGUCUCACUCACAUGCAGCCGACCUGCCUUACAAGGACGGGGUCUACAGGUCCAAGGUAAGAACGGGCCUAGACUGGCUGUGCCUGUCGUCGGCAUCUCGCCCACCCUCAUGCUCAUGACUCUAUUGCCCCUCGCCUGGCAAGCACCUUACUUCUUUCCCACCAAACGGAACGACGGACAACGCUGGAAACUAUCAAAAAGGCACCCGCGCCUACUUUGGUGCGACCUGGGAUUCCACGUUCUCUCAACUCUCGUCUCUUGUCUGCAUUGCAUUGCUUCGCUUUGCAUCUCGCAUGCUUCUUUUUUGACACAACACCUCAACCGUCCCACUACCAUCAGCAUUCUCACCUUCGUAAACGAGCUGCCGACCUAUUUCGAGGCGCCCGCUAGACCACUUGCUCAUCUCUAUCCCUACCUUGACUCCGUCUUCGCGACUUCGCCUGUGCACCGGGUAACCCGAUUACCUGACCGUAAGGAUACACACCCAUUCACCGAUAUCGUCGCAUCGACGUCAGUAGCCAUGAACGGAUCCGACAAGCAGUGGCGCGCACUAUUACAACUGCCAGUUGCUGCUGUUGUCAAUAUGAUCUUUCUGCUCAUUUCCCGACUGCGCGCUACUGCCAACAUCGUCAUCGCCCACGGUUCUUUUUCUGCUCUCGCUUUUCUCCACAUUUCCGAUCCCGUCACCCCCGUCUCCCAACGUUCCAAAUUCCGUCACUCCCGGGCACCCAAGCAAGUCUCGGCCCAACCAGUCAGCUUGUUCAAGGCACCCGACGGCCCCAGCUGCUUGCGCCCGAACUUGUUCUUCAAAGCCACCCUCUCCGUCCAAGCUACCCCUGCCAACUUAGAUGUGCUGGUCGCUAAGGUACGGACGGGUCCCCUGCAAUGCACGGCUCAAGCCACCCCGACCACGCUGCUUUGGAGUCCCUUCUUGCGUCACUGCCCAUCCAAUCUGCCGGAUUUCCAAGAACAGCUCCGAACUCUGCCUCACAUCAUUCCAUACUUGCUCGACCCUCUUACUGCUCCCGAACCAAGCCAAGAAACAGGUCCCGGAAGCUCUUUCAUAAACCCCGAUCCACUGCUACGAACUUUCUCGCAGAAGAAGAAAGGCAAAGAACCAGUUCAGAAUAGCGACAAGAGCCAGACCAGCCAUAAAGCUCACAGUCGUACCUCAUCGUAUCCCACUCCGCCUGCAUCCGCAAGCCCAACGCGAUCCAGCUUUCAUUCAUCCAAUCCAUUUUCACCGACUUAUCAGCGCGCUUCGGUGUCCCUGUCUAGAGGACCUGCUUCCCCAACAUCACCGUCUUCGCCAGGCCAUCCCCUAGGCCGCAGUACCAGUGUUCGAAGCAACGGUCUCCGAAGCCCGUCUUCGCCAAGCAAUCGCUUUCCACCAAGCACAAGUGUCACUCGAAGCAUCAGCGCACGCACUCGCUCUAUCGCUGAGGCAAACGGAACCCAAGCCGACUCUUCAGUUCAGCGCAGCAAGAGCGUGAACUCACACCAAGGCUCCAGCGGUCUCAGACGUUCCAGUUCCAUCAACCAGAGAUUCCCCGGCGAUAUGUCUCAUCGACCUCUAGACAUGAUCAAGCGCGAGCAGCGCGCCGCGGACCGCGCGCCUCACCUUAGAACGCGCAAAUAUGGCCCCGUGACGGACACCAUUGACUCGCUCGACAGUAUCGGCGGCGUCUACCAUCACGGCGGUCCCUAUGAUGCCACUUUGGCAUCCCGCAACCGCAACAAGAAGUAUGCGCCUGUUGAGGCUGUGAGGGAGUCCAACAUGGAGGCCUUGAGGGCUACGCCUCGCGAAUACAUUCAGGAUUCCCUGGACAAGCAUGUGCCUUUGCAAGGUACCGGUCUUAUUCCCGCCGGUGGCACUGACAUGAGCGGCAAUGUUAUGAACUAUGAGGAAGGAGCCGAUCUCAUGCGUGAGCCCAAUAACCAAGGCGGCGCUUACAAGAGAUGGGAUGGAAUCCAAUAUCAUCCUGAUGAUUUGAAGGGAAAGGGAGAGCCUUCUUACACCUACGAGAGAGACCUUAAGGAGAAGAAGCGCAUGCGUAAGGCUUCUCUCGGCAACAGCCCCGCAGAAUACGAGAUGCGCUCCGGCAUCAACGCUCAGUCACGUAAGGACAACGGGGCAAUGGUACGUCAGCGCAGUGUCAGCAAUGCUGCAGACGGAAGACCCGGCCCCUCCGAGUUGCCUAAGGGACAUUCCAACAGCGCCGACGUCCAUCGCCACAACAGCACCGGCAAGCAUUUCGGCGACAGCCUGAAGCGUCGUUUCGGCAGCAUCCGUCGCAAGAACCACGCUGCGGCGUAG
Messenger RNA from Colletotrichum lupini, 2325 nucleotides. RefSeq lists its product as uncharacterized. The record is from RefSeq and is a predicted model, not a curated record. Gene Ontology annotation, cellular component: cytoplasm. The transcript is spliced from 7 exons. NCBI's taxonomy places the organism in Eukaryota, Fungi, Ascomycota, Sordariomycetes, Glomerellales, Glomerellaceae. Bases 1 to 2325 code for a protein of 774 amino acids.